Molecule: messenger RNA, 2362 nt
Organism: Oryza sativa Japonica Group (Japanese rice)
Lineage: Eukaryota; Viridiplantae; Streptophyta; Magnoliopsida; Poales; Poaceae
Product: sodium/calcium exchanger NCL2-like
Biological process (GO): calcium ion transmembrane transport; intracellular calcium ion homeostasis
Cellular component (GO): membrane
Molecular function (GO): calcium ion binding; calcium:proton antiporter activity
Source: RefSeq, a predicted model, not a curated record
CGCCCUCCUCUCGUAUUUAUCCCCCACCACCGCGCCGCUAUCCCCGCCGCCGCCUCACCUCACCGCCGCUGCGUCCCGACUCCCAACGAUGGCGCCGCCUCCGCCGCCGACGCGAUGCCUCCCCGUCCUCCUCCUCCUCCUCCUCGUCGUAGCGCCACUCCUCGCGCAUGGCCGCCGCCCCUUCAUUUCCGACGGCGGCAACGCUAACGCUAACGCGAACGCGAGCGUGCUGCGGCUGCCGUCGGCGGCGGCGGCGGCGGGGGAGGACAUGGGCUGCGAGAUGUCGUACGGGUUCCUGCCGUGCACGACGACGGCGUGGGGGAACCUGUUCCUGGUGCUCGCCUACGGCUUCCUCAUGUUCAAGUCCGCCACCUACCUCUCCUCCGGGAGCGAGAUGCUGCUCCAGAUCCUCGGCCCCGGCAUCGUCGGCGGCCUCUUCCUCCCCAUCCUCGGCGCCCUCCCCGACGCCCUCCUCAUCCUCGUUUCUGGGCUCUCUGGCACUAAAGAGGUUGCUCAGAGUCAGGUCUUGAUUGGAAUGGGCCUGCUCGCGGGGUCAACGGUUAUGCUCUUGACCCUACUCUGGGGAUCUUGUGUUGUUGUUGGCAAGUGUGAUCUGUCAGAGAAUUCAACCGCAAUCGAUUCACGGGAUACCAAAGGCUUCAGUCUAUUAGGCUCUGGUGUUUCAACUGAUAAGCAAACCAGCUAUGCAGCAAGAAUCAUGGCGAUAUCUAUUCUCCCCUUUAUUAUUGUUCAAAUACCGAAGAUUUUUAAGCUCCAUUCUGGUCAUCAGAUAACAGUCCUUAUUGGACUUAUAGUGGCAGCUCUACUCUUGCUUUCUUAUUGUCUAUAUCAGGUCUUUCAGCCAUGGAUCCAGAGGAGAAGAUUAGAGUAUACAAGACUGAAGCAUGUAAUGUCUGGACUUCUGAGACAUGCUCAAAAGCAUUCAAUUGGUCGCCUUCUUGACGAUGAGGGAAGACCUAAUGUUUCGGUGAUAGAGAAGUUAUUUCACAGGAUUGAUCAGGACAAUGAUGGAAAGCUAGAACGCGGCGAAUUACAAGCUUUCAUCGUUGGUAUUAACUUUGAAGAUAUUGACUGGAACAGUAACCUUGCUGCAGAUCAAGUCAUGGCUGACUUUGAUACAUCACGGAACCAUUUUAUUGAAAAGGGUGAAUUUGUUAAUGGAAUGUUGAGAUGGCUGGAUGAAGCUAAGCGUACUGUUACAUCUGGUGCCUACUCAAAAAAGUUCUUGAAUGAUUUUCAUGCGAGAACAAGGGAUGAACAAACCGGUCUGCUCGACAAGGAUGAAGAGGAAGGUGAAGCUGAUGGAAAUCCAACCUGGACUUGCAUUAAGGCCAUCUUACUUUUGCUUCUGGGAACUGCAAUGGCAGCAGCAUCUGCAGAUCCUCUUGUUGAUGCUGUGCACAAUUUCUCAAAUGCUACACAUAUUCCCUCCUUUUUCAUCUCCUUCAUUGUAAUGCCCUUGGCUACUAAUUCCAGCGAGGCUGUCUCAGCAAUUAUAUUUGCUAGCCGGAAGAAGAAACGGACUUUGUCACUAACCUUCUCUGAGGUCUAUGGUGGAGUGACCAUGAACAACACACUCUGCCUCGCCGUGUUCUUGGCCCUUGUUUACGUGAGGGGCUUAACCUGGGAUUUCUCAUCGGAGGUACUCAUCAUCCUCCUCGUGUGCAUCAUAAUGGGCCUCUUCACCAGCUUCCGGACUGAUUUCCCACUCUGGACAUGCUUCGUCGCCUUCCUUCUCUACCCGUUGUCGCUGAUCAUGGUCUACAUCCUUGACUACAAGUUUGGAUGGUCGUAGGCCUGCAACGUUGAUACAUCUGAUAUACACAUAUAGAUGACAAGCAGUAUAAUUGAUCAGUAACCACUCAUCUACCUUUUGUAAGUCUUAUCGUUUACCAUGUUACCUGGAAAGGAUGCGGAUUGCAAGAUAUAGAUAGAUAUGCAGAAUGAACUUUGUUAUUAGAGUUGAAAGCAUUAUCUAAUUCGAAACAUGCGCAUCAUACAUGUUUCCUUCUUUUCUUUUUAAUCUAAGAGGACGUGUUGCAAUAUUGCACUGAAGCUCUGAUGAUCUGAAGGCCUCAAAGCUAGAAUUGUUCACUUUUUGGGCGAUCCACAGUUGUAGUUCCUUUGUUGGCCUAGAGGUGGUCGGUCACGUUUAGCAGCGAUCGGGCUGGUGCUAGUUUUCUCAUGAGUUUGCGCUGCUUGGCGCUGUCGGUGUGUGGGUGUUGUAUACUUUUUUUCUUAUCCUGAUUACAGCCUUUCAGGGUUGUAAUCUUGUAAUUUUUUUUCUGCCCUAUCAAUAUGAAUUUCGCAAAAAAAAAAGAAUUGAUGACUUAUCACUCUA